AUGGCAUCCCUAGCAACAAAAAUGCGCCAACUCGCACGUCUUCGAUCUACAAUAUUCGAUACUUCCUACAACCCAUCCUCCGCCCGUACAGGGGCAAAGUACAUCCGUCGCCGCUUGCUAGGGCCGGCGAUGGUGCGCUACUACCCGCAGAAAAUCGACAUGAAACUCGUUAAAGCCCUUGCGUGGGAUAUGGAUUUGCUCGACCCGGCGGAGGAGGAGAGAAGGGAGGAUAGGGAGAUGGAGAGGAGGAGGGGGAAGGGUGCGCCGAAGAAGUUGAAGACGAAAUCGGAAGAUGGACAGAAGAAUAAGAAGAAAAAGAAGAAAUGAGCGGUGGUGAGCGGUGGUGAGCGGUGGUGAGCGGUGGUGAGCUGGGAGUCAUUAGAGGGUAUCUGUGAGGAGAGAGUGAUGCUGAACAGGAGUCGAAAUCUCG
This is a messenger RNA of Dacryopinax primogenitus, 430 nucleotides long. RefSeq lists its product as uncharacterized. The record is from RefSeq and is a predicted model, not a curated record. The coding region runs from base 1 to 327 and encodes 108 amino acids. Gene Ontology annotation, cellular component: mitochondrion. Lineage: Eukaryota; Fungi; Basidiomycota; Dacrymycetes; Dacrymycetales; Dacrymycetaceae. The transcript is spliced from 2 exons.